This is a messenger RNA of Heterobasidion irregulare TC 32-1, 834 nucleotides long. RefSeq lists its product as uncharacterized. Bases 1 to 834 code for a protein of 277 amino acids. The record is from RefSeq and is a predicted model, not a curated record. NCBI's taxonomy places the organism in Eukaryota, Fungi, Basidiomycota, Agaricomycetes, Russulales, Bondarzewiaceae. The transcript is spliced from 3 exons.
AUGAAGGUGGAGAAGAAAGGCAUCUUGUUAGACAGCGUGCGUAUACAUCUUCGGGCUGUAUACAGGAACUCAGGAAGCUCAAGACAAAGAAGAAGAAGGCGCGUGCAAAAAGGCCAUGAGGGAGUUGGUCCAGAGCUCGAUCGAUCGAUCACAGCUCAUCUCCGUUCUACUGUACAACUCACUUUAUACCCAAUCCUAGACGACCUUCUUCUCUGCAAUGGAAGCACAGCUUCUUGGCAGUGCGAUUCCCGAUUCGUCAAGCCUGCCAGCGUCAUUUCCCAGGUAUCUGUUGUAUGCAUGAUCUGUGCGCUGAUCGUGCACUCCUUUGCUGCAAUUAUCUCAUUCCUCGCAGCCUUCGCGCUUAUCCGAUAUAAGCUCAAGGAAGCAAAGAAGGAGGAGCUCAAAGUUGAGGGUUUCGCCUACGCGUCGCCUAUCUCUGCCGAAGCACAAUCUAUCGCUCAAGAGGGAACGGAUGAUGAGCCAUCUUGCUCGGACCCUAAACUUUCGAACCACCCUAGCACCGUGGACCUAGCUGAUCCUACCUUUCCACCUAUUCUGUCCUAUCACUACACCCCCAUCAACUUCCCCAUUUUCGCCACAGAUCCACAUUUAGAACAAGUUGGUCCAUUCCGCACGCGUCAGCCUCCCACCGGCUUGUUGGAACGUGCACAUACAUUGUGCAUAUCAAUGGCCACUGUGGGCUUCAUUCUCAUCAUGAUUGGGAUCGUAUUUUGGGCUUGGGCGCAGUUGUCCAUAAGUGUCUCUGUGGCGGCGACUGCAGCAGUGGUAAUGUGUACUGGGCCGGCCGUGGGGAUCUUGUUCUUCGGAGCGUGA